Messenger RNA from Chaetomium strumarium, 1956 nucleotides. Its product is annotated as major facilitator superfamily domain-containing protein. NCBI's taxonomy places the organism in Eukaryota, Fungi, Ascomycota, Sordariomycetes, Sordariales, Chaetomiaceae. Bases 249 to 1910 code for a protein of 553 amino acids. The transcript is spliced from 2 exons. Gene Ontology annotation, cellular component: plasma membrane. Gene Ontology annotation, biological process: transmembrane transport. Gene Ontology annotation, molecular function: transmembrane transporter activity. The record is from RefSeq and is a predicted model, not a curated record.
UUCGCAUUCAAGUUUGGCGCACUACGGCCCCUUCACCCAUCAACAUCAGUGGGAUACAUAUAGAUACAAUAUGCAAUCCCGGAUCCAGGUGGGACUCUAGGAGACAGUCUCCUCCAACGUGCAUGCGGGUCACACAGGCUCCAACACCCUGCAAUCUUGGCAGAGAACUCAUCUCGUUAUCUCUCUUCUGCUACCUCCCCUGAGACGCUUCCCUUUCCUGUCUCAAGCCCAUCCUGACAAGAUCCAAGAUGGCUGUAAGGCACGACGUUCGCAGCCACGCGCGCGAGGAUGACGUCCCCGGGACAGUCAAUCUGCAAGCGCAGGAGGGCGAGGAAACGCACUACGGCCAAGCGCUGUACCCGGUGCCGUCGCCGGACCCGAACGACCCGCUGCAGUGGCCGAGAUGGAAGAAGCACAUGAUCAUGUUCUGCUGCUGCGCCUUCUCCUUCCUGGGGAACUCGGCGCUGCUGGGCCCGGCCACGUACAUCGGCCUGUGGGCGGCCGAGUUUGGCGUCGACCAGAACACCGCCGCGGGACUCGUCAACUACCCGAACCUGGUCUUCGGCUUCGGAAGCAUCGUUCUGAUUCCGCUGUACCGCAAGAUCGGCCGCCGCCCCGUCAUGCUCCUGGCCCUGGUCCUGUACGCGGCCGGUGUCAUCGGAGCUGCCGAAGCGACCACGUACUCCGGCCUCAUGGGCGCUCGCAUCGUGCACGGAUUCGGAUCUGGUGUGUGCGAGGCGCUGCCGGUGCAGCUGGUCAACGACAUCUUCUUUCUCCACGAGCGCGGCAAGAAGCUCGGCUGGUACACCAUCGCGCUGUGUCUCGGCGCGACCGGCCCGAUGUUCUCGGGCUUCAUGCUGGCCGCGGGCCUCUCGUGGCACCUCUUCUUCUACGUCGAGUUCGCCUUUGCCGGGGCCCUCCUCAUCCUCGCUUUCUUCUUCGUCGAGGAAACCAUGUACUUCCGCGAGUCCCUCCCGCCGUCGAACAGCGGCACGGCCAUGACAUCUUCAGAUAUCCCCGAACAUGAAGAUAAAGCCGAAGAAGAAGAACCAACCACCGUCUCACACCACGAACUCUCCUCCACCACCAGCGCCAUCACCGCCAGCACCUACCCACCACGCAAGACCUUCUUCCAGCAACUGCGCCCCUUCACCCGAAGCGCAAUCGACCACAAGCCCUGGUCGGCCUACGUCCUCAUGCCGCUGCGCGCCAUCACCUACCUCCUCAUCCCCUCGACCUUCUGGGUGAUCACCACGUACGGCAUCUUCAUCGGCCUGUGCGGCUUCUCCUUCAACUUCGUCUUCCCGCUCAAGAUCGUGGCGCCGCCCUACAACUGGCCACAGACCAGCUCCGGCCUGUCGGCGCUGGCAACACUGGUCGGCUUCGCGCUCGCCGUGCCCUUCCUCCCCGCGAGCGACAUCCUGGCUGCGCGGCUGACAAAACGGAAUGGUGGGAUCCGCGAGGCCGAGAUGAGGUUGGGGGUUCUGUUCCCCGCGCUGCUGGCUGCGCCGGCCGGGCAGGUGCUUUUUGGUGUGGCCGCCGAGAGGGAUUUGCAUUGGAUAUGCUACUUUGUGGCGAUUGCGCUGACCCAGUGGGCCGGGUACUGGUAUUUCACCGUGACGCUGGCGUAUGCGGUCGACUCGCAUAAUGCGAACCUGUCGGAGCAGCUGAUUGUCAUGAACCUGGGCAAGCAGGCGAUCAGUUUUGGGUUUGGUCUGGAGGUGCUGAAUUGGAUUCUGAAGCAUGGGUAUCUGACUAUUAUUGUGGGCGCGUUUAUGCCGAUCCUGGUGGUGAAUAAUCUGAUGGUGGUGGUGUUUAUGAUUUGGGGGAAGAGGAUUAGGCUGGCGACGGCGAGGUCGUGGCUUGCGAGGUUUCAUGCGAAGACUGUUGUCGAGGGGGAGAGCCAUUGAGGUUAGGUAUGGAUUGGGAAGGACAUGGAUGUGAUGAUACUGCUGU